AUGACUGAGGUGUCGUUCAACGUGCUAGAAAUCCACACCACCGAUAUGUUCGUUCCAGCGUGUCCCGAAGAAGCUGAGAAGAUCAAAGAGGCGAUCGACAAUUUUUACGGACCAUCGACGACGAGAAUUCGAUUUUUGAACGCGAUCAAAGUGCAUUAUUGUUCGGAGAACGCGACAACCAGUCAAGGGGACCCGAAUCCUCAACCUGUUCCACGGCACCGCCGGCGACAUUGUGAUUCCGAUUUGCGAGAACGGCUUCGAUCUUACGACGCGCUUCCUGCUGAUCGGCCCGCCGACGAGAUCGACGUGACGCGCGUCGAAUUGUUGACGUUGCUCGAGCUUUGCUAUCGCACGAAUGGCAUCGGCGGCAUUCGUGCGGCGACGUCGACGGCGUCAUCAUACUCGCUCGACCAUUUUCGGCGAUCGCAGCGAAUGUCGGGCGUCACGCGAGCGAUUAGACGAAUUUCGCCGAGUUUCAUGACGGAAAUUUAG
Caenorhabditis bovis is the source of this 492-nucleotide messenger RNA. Lineage: Eukaryota; Metazoa; Nematoda; Chromadorea; Rhabditida; Rhabditidae. The record is from the annotation of a GenBank genome assembly.